Nannizzia gypsea CBS 118893 is the source of this 1560-nucleotide messenger RNA. RefSeq names its product glutamate decarboxylase. Gene Ontology annotation, cellular component: cytosol. Gene Ontology annotation, biological process: L-glutamate catabolic process. NCBI's taxonomy places the organism in Eukaryota, Fungi, Ascomycota, Eurotiomycetes, Onygenales, Arthrodermataceae. The record is from RefSeq and is a predicted model, not a curated record. The transcript has 5 exons. The coding region runs from base 1 to 1560 and encodes 519 amino acids. Gene Ontology annotation, molecular function: pyridoxal phosphate binding; glutamate decarboxylase activity.
AUGGUUCAUAUAUCCAGGGUCCGCAAGGACUCGGAUGCGUUCCCCCCAAAGUUCCUCAAACGUGUCGACACCCUAGAUCUUGAUGAGCCUCAGGACCAUGACUUCUACUCCAGUGUCUAUGGCUCUCGGUUUGCAGCAGAAGAUCUCCCUACCGAUGAGAUGCCGGAGAAGGAGAUGCCUAAGGAAGUUGCCUACCGAAUGAUCAAGGAUGAGCUCAGCUUGGACGGUAACCCCAUGUUGAAUCUGGCGAGUUUCGUUACCACAUAUAUGGAAGACGAAGCUGAAAAGCUCAUGACCGAGUCGUUCAGCAAGAACUUCAUUGACUAUGAAGAAUACCCCCAAUCAGCCGAUAUCCAGAAUCGUUGUGUCAACAUGAUCGCACGCCUUUUCCAUGCCCCCGUCGAUGACGGUAAGGAUGAGAAUGAUCAUGCCAUGGGAACUUCUUGCAUUGGAUCUUCCGAAGCCAUUAUGUUGGGAACGCUUGCCAUGAAAAAACGCUGGCAGAACCGCCGCAAGGCAGAGGGAAAAGACGCCUCUCGCCCCAAUAUCAUUAUGAGCAGCGCCGUCCAAGUUUGCUGGGAGAAGGCUGCCAGAUACUUCGAUAUCGAGGAGAAGUUCGUCUACUGUACUAACGAGAGAUAUGUGCUUGACCCUGAAGAGGCAGUAAAUCUAAUUGAUGAAAACACCAUUGGCAUCUGUGUGAUUCUAGGAACCACCUAUACCGGCCAGUACGAGGAUAUCAAGGCUGUCAAUGACCUCCUUGUCCAGAAGAAAAUCGACUGUCCUAUCCAUGUUGAUGCUGCUAGUGGUGGCUUUGUGGCCCCCUUUGUGAACCCAGGCCUUGAAUGGGAUUUCCGCCUUGAGAAGGUCGUGUCCAUUAAUGUUUCUGGACACAAAUAUGGCUUGGUCUACCCUGGCGUAGGAUGGAUAGUCUGGCGAUCAACCGAGUAUCUCCCGCAGGAGCUAGUCUUUAACAUUAACUACCUCGGGGCCAACCAGGCGAGCUUCACCCUUAACUUCUCCAAGGGUGCUUCGCAGGUUAUCGGCCAGUACUACCAGAUGAUCCGGCUCGGAAAGCGAGGAUACCGUGCUAUCAUGCUCAAUCUGACUCGCACCGCGGACUACCUGGCAGCCUCCCUCAAGGAGCUUGGAUUCAUCAUAAUGAGCGAUGGCAAAGGUCGUGGUCUACCACUUGUGGCCUUCCGUCUUCCACCAGAGACAGCUGAAAAGUAUGAUGAGUUUGCUAUCGCCCAUCAGUUGCGUGAACGUGGCUGGGUUGUGCCGGCGUAUACAAUGGCGCCUCAUAGCGAGAAGCUGAAACUCAUGCGCAUUGUUGUUCGAGAGGACUUUAGCCGUAGCCGUUGUGACAGCUUGGUCAACGACUUCAAGCUCGCUCUAAAGCAGCUAGAAGAGAUGGACAAGAAAACACUGGAGAAGUACCGAGAAUACGCUCGUAAGAGAGCCACGAGUAUUGGAAAGUACGAUCAGUCCACCAAGGCAUAUGAGGGAGAGGAUCACUCUCUCCAGGGAAAGACUGGAAAGACACAUGCCAUUUGCUAG